AUGAAGAAGCAGCAUUGGUACUCGCGCAGCCGCUCCGUGCCGGCCACGCCCAGGGGCCUCCCGGCCGACGCCAUCGCCAACAGCCCCGGAUGCAUGUCCAUGGUGCACCUCAUCUUCGCCCCCGGCGCCGGCUGCGUCGGCCGCCCUCCAUCCUCCGACCUCCACGCCGCCGCCGUCCUGUCCAAUUCCCACCACCUCAAUUCUUCUUCAUCUCCAGCCAGCCUCAAGAAAGGAGGCCUGGAGGCGCCGCGGAACAGCCUGGAGCUGGAGGGCGACGAGCUGCGCGACAUCCAGAUCGGGGUGCAGGUGCUGCCGGCCUUCGACGCGCUGGCGGUGGCGGGGCGGCGGAGCACGGGGAGCAGGGCCACGGCGCCGUCCUCCGAGGCCGGGACCCCGCGCACGCCCAGCCUCGUCGCGCGCCUCAUGGGCAUCGACGGCCUCCCGGAGCCCUCUCCCUCCCCAGGCCUCAAGAAGAGCAACCCAAGAACGGUCUCGACCGUCGGCGUCAAGGAGAAGAAGAAGCGGGUGAUUCCCGAGUCCAUGAACCGGCAGCCGCUGCGGAGCCUGAGCUGCAACGUCGGCGCCAACGAGGCGCGGUCGCUGCCCGACACGCCGCGCGCGUCGGCCUCGUCGGCGCGGUCGGCUUCGGCGUGGGACGUGGUGGACCGCCCGAGGCUGUCGCUGCAGGUGCUCAAGGAGAGCGUGCUCGACCGGGCCGCGCAGUACAUGUCCAUGCCCUCCUCCCCCACCUCCUCCUCCAAGAAGAAGGAUAGGAAGGACCGAGACGCCGGGCACCGGCGGCGGGACGCCAAGGAGCACGCGCGCGAGAUCGUCAGGCAGGCCAAGGAGACCGUCACCAACCGCAACAAGUCCAAGAAGCAGCCUUCGUCGACGGCGAGCAACAAGGAGAACGUCAGCCCGGUCGUGGUGGUGGAAGACAAGAGGAUGGUGGUCGUCCAAGUCCAGGCAGCGGUCAAGCCGACCGCGCCGCUGUCGUCGAGAGCGCAAGUCGAGCAGCAGCCACACGCCCCGAGGCUUCCGUCGCCUCCGCCGCCGCUGCGCGCGAAGCCGUCGCGGCCGCCGCCUCCGCCGCCGCCACCGGUCCAUCCGGCACCGGUCAGAGCGAGGCCGCCGGACGGGUGCGAGCGGUUCGCGACGCGGAUCAAGAAGCCCGGUGCAGGUGCGGGUGCAGCAACAAUACAGCAGGUGGCACCGGUGGCACCACCGUCUCCCGCCCCCGCCGCGCCCGUGAGCUUCUCCGUCGGCCACCGUCACAACCAGCCGCCGGUGCCGCUGGAGGAGAACCCCGAGUACGGCUACCUGCGUUCGGUACUGGAGCGGGGCGGGUUCAUGCGCGCAACGCCGCUGCCGUCGCCCCGGCCAUUCAAGGGCCAUUCUCCGUCAACGCCAGUGGACCCGAUCGUCUUCCACCUGCUGGAGCUGGACCUCCCGACGGACGACAGCCCCAAACUCGGCGCGCUGCGGCACCGGUGGAACCGGAAGCUGCUCUUCCACCUAACGCAAGAACUCCUCGCCGACCUUCUCCUCCCCGACGGCGCCUCCGCAACGAGGCAGCACGGGCCGGCGCUGCUGGAGAAGGUGUGGGAGAAGGUGAGGUCCUUCCCGGCGGCGGACUGCAGGGUGGUGGGCGACAUCGACGCGCUGGUGGAGGCGGACCUCCGAGCGGCCGGGAGCGUGCGCGGGCUGGUGCACCACCCGGCGGUGGCGGAGGAGGCCGGCGACGUGGCGGACGAGGUGGCGGAGUGGGUCCUGGACGCGCUCCUCCGGGAAUCUCUCCCGCCGUCCUGGUCGUGGUCGCCGUCACGUGCAUCGAGGUAG
This is a messenger RNA of Lolium rigidum, 1839 nucleotides long. RefSeq names its product serine/arginine repetitive matrix protein 1-like. The record is from RefSeq and is a predicted model, not a curated record. NCBI's taxonomy places the organism in Eukaryota, Viridiplantae, Streptophyta, Magnoliopsida, Poales, Poaceae. The transcript is spliced from 4 exons. Bases 1 to 1839 code for a protein of 612 amino acids.